Molecule: messenger RNA, 354 nt
Organism: Pediculus humanus corporis (human body louse)
Lineage: Eukaryota; Metazoa; Arthropoda; Insecta; Psocodea; Pediculidae
Product: flightin, putative
Exons: 2
Coding region: 1-354 (117 amino acids)
Source: RefSeq, a predicted model, not a curated record
AUGUCGAGCCUAGACACGAGCAACGUUGAAUUUAGAAGUAGAAUAACAAAACAUUGGGUGAGACCCAGAUCAGCUUAUUACAGUUAUUUAUACGAUUAUCAAAGGAAUUAUUACGAUGACGUCAUUGAUUAUUUAGACAGGAGGAAAAAAGGAAUAUAUCGUGACAUUCCGAGACCGCAAACAUGGGCUGAAAGAGCAUUGAGAACAUAUACACAAAAAUAUGGCGUUACGGAAAAUGCAAUGAGAUCGAGAGACGAUUAUGAUCUUCUUCACAGAGUUCAUUUUGGAAGAUUGAUGCACGAUUAUCAUACGAAAGAUUAUUUUGCUAAAAGAUUUACAUUAUCACCCCUUUGA